AUGCCGCGGGACGACCCCCUGCGGCACCCGCCGCCCGCCUAUGUCUUCGACCAUCCAAACAACCUUGUCGUCGAGUCCUGGCUAGACACUCUCCCGCCCUUAACCAAAAAGCCCUCUCGCCGGGACAUCAAGCAAUGGCGGCGCGCACGAGGCGGCAAACCGUCAGCCCACAGGACCUGGUUCAUCUUCUCCAUCGUCAUUCGCGCCAUCUCGACAGUCGUCGCCAUCAUCGCAUGGGGUCUGAACGUGGCGGUUUUUGUGGAAAGUCGACUGUACUGGGGCGGAGUGCCGGAUAGGAUGAUUGCUGUGUUUGUGGUGGCACCCGCUAUCAUCAGUUGGAACACAGCCGAGUUCAUCACGAUUUGUGUCCGCAAAUCUAGCGGUAUACCAUCCGUGUAUCAUGCCUGGGCUGACGGGAUUCUAUUCGUGGGGGUUGCCACGACAACGGGAAUCGUGCUGGUUGAUAUGAUCAUUGGGAUUGCCGAGUUUGGUUCGUUGUAUGAUGGGUUGUUGGCCAAGGGCAUUGUGUUGGUUGCAAUGUUGCUCUUACUGAUGGUCCUUCACUCCUUCCUCUUCUUCAACUACUUCUGCCACAAGCUAGACAGACACGACCCAGGACCAUUCGUACCUCUAAAGACAACCGGCCUACCGAAGGGCGACGUGGAAGCCGCAUCACUAGCUAGGGCAUCACCUACAACACAACCGGAGCCGCCAUUCCGUUACAAGACCUACGAAUAUUACGCCAAGGAGGAAAUGGAGAUCACGAGUACCGGGCGAAGGCCCGACGGAGGAUUUGUGAUCGACAAGGGUGUUGAAGAUAUUCAACAGACCGUCGGGGCGAGUACUACGAUAGCAGCGAGGCGGUCUGAGGCUCAGAUACCGUAUGAAAUACCGAUUCUGCCGUCGGUGUUUUCUCCGCACAAGUCCGGGACGUGCAUAUGA
Messenger RNA from Sordaria macrospora k-hell, 942 nucleotides. RefSeq lists its product as uncharacterized. NCBI's taxonomy places the organism in Eukaryota, Fungi, Ascomycota, Sordariomycetes, Sordariales, Sordariaceae. The record is from RefSeq and is a predicted model, not a curated record.